AUGACAUUCUCUGGUCUGCCAACAAGGGGUAAGUUUGUUAUUGAAAUGACAUUCUCUGGUCUGCCAACAAGGGGUAAGUUUGUUAUUGAAAUGACAUUCUCUGGUCUGCCAACAAAGGGUAAGUUUGUUAUUACAAUGAUUUCUCUGGUCUGCCAACAAGGGUUUUGCACAGGCUCCUUGUGUCUAAAGGUUGGAACACCAGAAAAUGGGACAUCUCCAGGUGUUUGGGAGGAAUGCUUUGUUACACUGCCUGGUGACCUGACAGUCCAACAAAAGGAGCAGCUGUGUUACUUAGCCUGUAAGAAGAAUGACUCUGAUGCUGUAUGCUAUGCCACAAACCAGAACCUGGACAGUUCUAAUGCCCUGUAUGCUCUCCUACAAGAUGUCAACCAGCGGAAACAGUCCAGCGGCGGAAUCAAACUAACAGCCGGUUCCCCCUGUAACAAUUACCAAGGUUACUGUGAUGUGUUUUCUCGUUGCCGUGGCGUUGAUAAUGAAGGACCACUACAACGACUGAAGAACUUGAUAUUUAACGAAAAAACGCUUCCCAAUAUAAAGAACUGGAUUAUUGAAUAUUGGUGGGCCGUCUUAUUGAUGGCUAUAGGACUUAUCCUGUUUAUGAGAUUGUUCAUCAAGUUCUGUGCCGUGCACACACCUAGCUCAAACCCUAACGCCAAACUAGCCUUGAAAUUGACGGACACACUGAGGCGACGACGUCGUCAGCCAGAGCAACAGUACCGGGCACAGGGCCCAUCGGGACCCCCGCCGCCAUAUUCAGCACACGGAGGCCCACCACAGGGGCACAGGAAGGGAGCAGGGGCUAAAGGCGGGAGAUACAAUAAUUUAGAAAUGCGCAAAGUUUGAACCAUAUAUCAUCUAAAUUCAAUUCAUCGUAUUUAAUGAUUUCUUUAACGAAUGUACACUACAAGAACAACAUUUCCAUAUGUGUUUUGAAUGAUGUAGUCCUUUGGUAUUUUUGAUAAUAUUACAUUUGUGUUAAAGAUACAGAUCUGUGUUCAUUACUUUUUAAAUCAUUAUGCAAACAGAAUUCCUAUUUUCAAGAACAAAAUGAAGGGGUAUUGAGGUUUCAAUUGCCAAUUGAUUUUAUGUUAAAUUAAUUUUCUUCUGUAUUUCUGUAUUUUGGUAGAAUGAUAUUACAUUGAGGCAUUUUUGAUCGUUAAUUUUUGGGAGUUUUAGUGCUCAUGCAUACAGUGUUAGCUAUUGUUUACUUUAGUUUUAAUCCAAUCAUGUUAUAAAAUAAAAGGCUAUACUAAUCAUUGUAAUGUAAGCAAAUGUACGUUAAAAAUGUGAUUAAUUGUUUCAAUCGAAUUAAAUAUCUUCAUUAUUAAUUGCGGUAAUAGUAUAACUAUGUUGAGAUGAUGGCCUAUCGAGUUAAUGUAAAUCAUUUAUGCCCUUUUCUUAUGGAUUAAAAAUAUCACGUUUUUCCAUUGUGUGCUAUUGAACUGACUGGAACAGAAUUACAGCAUCUUGAAAUGUGACGUAACAAUGGUAUCUGUAUUCUAUUGGUCGUUCUAUUUCCAAGCAUAAUUUGU
This is a messenger RNA of Magallana angulata, 1553 nucleotides long. RefSeq names its product disintegrin and metalloproteinase domain-containing protein 10 homolog. Gene Ontology annotation, molecular function: metalloendopeptidase activity. Gene Ontology annotation, biological process: membrane protein ectodomain proteolysis; Notch signaling pathway. NCBI's taxonomy places the organism in Eukaryota, Metazoa, Mollusca, Bivalvia, Ostreida, Ostreidae. Bases 1 to 864 code for a protein of 287 amino acids. The transcript is spliced from 6 exons. The record is from RefSeq and is a predicted model, not a curated record. Gene Ontology annotation, cellular component: plasma membrane.